UAUUGCAUGAUAUGGUGCUGCAUAUGAUGAAUUCUGUAUAAACUUCUAUGGCUAAUUUUGCAUGCUGCUGGUAUUAUUUUUAAACACUGCAUAUUUUUCCAUGAACAUACAUCCACCCAACUGCAGAGUAUUACAGAAGACUGCUACACCAGUACUUUAUGUCAGUUUCAAAUGGCCUUCAGAGUGAUUCUGUUUGUUUGUAUGAUAGGAUUUCUGUGUCAGAUUUCGGCAGAUAAGAUCGAGUUAGCAUACAAUUGCCACCAACUAAAUGGGCCGGAUAAUGAUGUUUGUGAGAAACAAGCAAUCACUGGAACUACUCCAGGCGGCACAGGAACCCGGGAAAAACCAUCAGAGAGUUGUCCCAGGACCACGGUUCGAGUUCAGCCUGAGGAAUAUCCAGAUGAAGAAAAACACCAUGUGCAUCCAGCCCUGACUCCCAGCCUGUUCUCAAACGUGCCACCGACCAUCAACUUCGUGCUGCCGGAUGAAGAUGUUGAUAUGUUGAGUCCUCGGAUAAGAAACCUAUUGACUGUUUAUCACAAGGGGAACGAUAUUGCUUUAGAGCUGGCAUUUAAAGUUGGUUUCGCACCUACAAAAGAUACUCAGAACUGGACGAUGUACUUUCAUGAACCAUUUAAACCCAGGGAAGUGGAAUCUUUUCUGAACAUAUCACCGCAGCAGAAGUUCAAAUUCAUUCCGGACAGCUGGACAAUUGGAUGCAAAGACAGACUGACGCGGAAUUUGCAAAACAUGGCGCUGAUUCACGGGAAAAAGGAAUACGACUUUUAUCCAACUACCUUCGUUCUUCCCACUGAUGUCAACGGGCUUCGACAGUUUUCACACAGCAGCACUGAAGACCAUGUCUGGAUUGUCAAACCGUACUGUUACAGUAAAGCAGCUGGAAUAUAUAUGACACGAAAGUGGCAAGACGCCAACAGGUUCCGAAAUGCUGUCGUACAAAGGCAAGUAGUUUGCUAUAAGCACCAAAACUAUUGA
This is a messenger RNA of Lingula anatina, 996 nucleotides long. RefSeq lists its product as uncharacterized. The record is from RefSeq and is a predicted model, not a curated record. NCBI's taxonomy places the organism in Eukaryota, Metazoa, Brachiopoda, Lingulata, Lingulida, Lingulidae.